Molecule: messenger RNA, 1147 nt
Organism: Magnolia sinica
Lineage: Eukaryota; Viridiplantae; Streptophyta; Magnoliopsida; Magnoliales; Magnoliaceae
Product: reticulon-like protein B2
Exons: 5
Coding region: 60-821 (253 amino acids)
Source: RefSeq, a predicted model, not a curated record
UGCUUCUCCUUUGACAGACUUUUAGGGUUUAUCAGAGGUCGUGCUUCCGUUUAGUCGUAAUGGCUGAACACACGGAUGAUUCCGUUUCCACAGUAGAUUCUAUCAUGGAUAAGAUAUCCGAUAAGAUUCACCACCACGAUUCAUCGUCUUCUUCCGAUUCGGAUAACGAGAAAUCGUCGCCCUCCACCGUCAAGUCGGCGAUCUAUCGUCUAUUCGGGAGGCAGAAACCCGUGCACAAGGUCUUCGGCGGUGGUAAACCUGCUGAUAUUUUUCUGUGGAGAAACAAGAAGCUUUCUGCAGGCGUUCUUGGUGGUGCCACUGCAGUCUGGGUUCUCUUCGAAUUGCUGGAAUACCAUCUGCUUACGCUCGUUUGCCAUUGCCUCGUACUCUCCCUUGGGAUCUUGUUCGUUUGGUCCAAUGCCUCCGUUUUCAUCAACAAGUCCCCACCUCGCAUUCCUAAGGUUGCCAUCCCGCAAGAUCUAGUCGUGAACAUUGCCCUCUCCCUACAUUUCGAGAUCAAUCGAGCCCUUUCUGUUUUAAGGGACAUUGCGUUGGGGAGGGAUCUCCGCAUGUUUUUAGCUGUGAUUGCUGGUCUGUGGGUUCUGUCAAUUGUUGGGAGCUGCUGCAAUUCCUUGACCUUAUUCUACAUAGCAUUUGUUUUGCUGCACACGGUGCCGGUUCUGUAUGAGAAGUAUGAGGACCAGGUGGACUCCUUUGCAGAGAAGGCGAUAGCUGAAUUCAAGAAACAGUGGGCAGUGUUUGAUGCCAGGGUUCUCAGUAAGAUUCCAAGAGGGCCAUUGAAAGCUAAGAAGAAGGUUUAAAUAUUAGGGGCUGAGGUAUUCUAUGGCCCUAGUAUGGUGGGUUCUCUGAGACAUUAGCUAGCUAUGGUUUUCCAAAUGUUUUUAUGACUGCUUGUCCAUUGUUUGCUAGAACCUUUCUUAUCUUUUGGAUUUUAUAAGUGUUUGGGUUUUCGGUUGGAGUGAAUUUGUUUUUUCUUUUUCUUUUUUUUGGUAGGCUGGUUCCAAGUUCUAGCAACGUGAAUUCUCUAUUUAUCAUUUAUGUUUGCAAUGUUAUAUGUAAAAUUGGAAACUUGCCUAAGCAGUUCUCCUCUAGGAAUGAUCUUGUUGAUGCCAAUGGUACAUUGAUC